This is a messenger RNA of Prosopis cineraria, 929 nucleotides long. RefSeq names its product auxin-induced in root cultures protein 12. Bases 74 to 781 code for a protein of 235 amino acids. The record is from RefSeq and is a predicted model, not a curated record. The transcript has a single exon. NCBI's taxonomy places the organism in Eukaryota, Viridiplantae, Streptophyta, Magnoliopsida, Fabales, Fabaceae.
GGGGAGAUAAUAGCCUCGACUAUUCUGCACGUUCACGGUUUCCGCCUUUGUUAUUUUCUUGUUCUCUCCUUCAAUGGCUCCUUGUUCUUCUUCGUUUUCUUCUCUCAUCUUUGCUGUCUCUGCGAUUUUCUUUGCGUUAUCUUUCUCAUCUGUUCAUUCUCUCACCUGUAAGUCUCAGAAGCUUCCUGAUAAAAAGGCAUUCUCCAACUGUACGGAUCUCUCGAGUUUGGGCGCUACCCUUCAUUACUCUUAUAAUGCCACCAAUAACUCGCUCUCCAUCGCCUACGUCGCUACUCCGGCUAAGUCCGGUGGCUGGGUCUCCUGGGCUAUAAAUCCGACCGGCCUAGGCAUGUUAGGCGCCCAGGCUAUCAUCGCCUUCAAAUCAAACGACACCGUCGUCGCCAAGACCUAUAACCUCACCUCCUACAAAGCAAUCACCGAAUCGAAGCUCUCGUUCGACGUUUGGGACCUGAGCGCCGUCGAAUCUGACGGUGCCAUCACGAUCCUCGCGUCGGUGAAGGUGCCGGGGAAGCCGGACAAGCUGAACCAGGUGUGGCAGGUCGGGUCGUCGGUGACCGACGGGAGACCGGACAAGCACGAGUUCGCUCCGGCGAAUCUCAACGCGAAAUCCACUUUGUCGGUGUCGACGUCAACAACCGCGGCGGAAAACACCACCACCGGGAGCGAGAAAAACGACGGCGUUUCCGCAACGAACAACAGAUUCGGCUUAGGGUUUUAUGCUGGUUUGUUAAUCCUACUAGCGAGUUGUGUUGAUUUCUGAUCUCCCUUUAUUCUGCACCACUACGAAUAAUAUUCCAUCUGCGUGACUCUUACUAUUUCUGCGGAUUCUUGUACGUGAAUAGGCGGUUUAAUUUGUGUUGAUCAGGAUUUCAGUUUCAGAUAUAUAAAAUUUUAUUUUUCCUCCUCAA